This is a messenger RNA of Symbiodinium necroappetens, 258 nucleotides long. NCBI's taxonomy places the organism in Eukaryota, Dinophyceae, Suessiales, Symbiodiniaceae. The record is from the annotation of a GenBank genome assembly.
AUGUGGGCCUCGCCGAAGCAGGAGCCGAAGGGCUCAACGGAAGCGGACGAUCGGCAAAGCGCGCAUUCGCGCGUGAAGUGGGGAGACUGCCAGGACCGUUCUGAGGUUCGUGCCGCUGGAAGCCGAAGCUCCCAGGACGAUGACCGCGAGAGGAGCACUCCGGGUCUUCAGAAGCACAGCGCGAUGCAGGAGACGACCCAGCAUUCCUUGGCCGGCAUCGACGGCACGGGGCUGGUGUCGGGGAGCCUGGAGUUCUGA